Messenger RNA from Kuraishia capsulata CBS 1993, 1761 nucleotides. RefSeq lists its product as uncharacterized. Gene Ontology annotation, cellular component: membrane. The transcript has a single exon. Gene Ontology annotation, biological process: carbohydrate transport; transmembrane transport. Gene Ontology annotation, molecular function: carbohydrate:proton symporter activity. The record is from RefSeq and is a predicted model, not a curated record. NCBI's taxonomy places the organism in Eukaryota, Fungi, Ascomycota, Pichiomycetes, Pichiales, Pichiaceae. The coding region runs from base 1 to 1761 and encodes 586 amino acids.
AUGAACGCCGAAUCAUCCCCGCAAGUGAAAGAUGUUUGCCUGACUGAAGUGCAGACGUAUGAAAUGUCAAUAAAUAGCCGGUGGUCUCUGAAGAUAACAGCAGAUGUUGAAAAAUCGUAUCAACUCAUUAUGAAGAAAGAUUUAGAGGGUCAGAACGAUGUGGCGCAGGCAGCUUCUACACAAGGUGAUUUCAACAUUUUAGAGGCCACUGCUCGUGCCCAACAAAAGAUUGAGCACCAAUUAACCAAGUGGCAGGCGGUGAAGACUUAUCCAAAAGCUACUGCAUGGAUCCUGUUUAACGUUUGGGUUAUGGUCCUUUUGGGCUACGAAAACCAGGCGGGUGGAAUUGUGCUCUCGAUCCCACAGUUUAGGAAAGAUUUUGGAUAUCUUUACGAAGGAUCAUACGUUCUUGAAUCAAGCUGGCAGUCCAUCAUUACUGGUGUGCCAAUAGCCAUAAUUGGUGUUUCAUCAUUUGGAGUAUCUUAUUUUUCGGACAGGUACGGAAGAAGAGCCAUUCUUGUUUCAAUGCUUAUUCUCUCGAUUCCAUCUAUUGCCCUCGAGUAUGUGGCUACUACUAUUCAAGUGUUCGUGGCUGGAAAAGCGCUGAAUGCAAUUUCUCUCGGAUGUUUCAACACUUUGUGUCUUGGUUACGUCUCGGAGGUUGCUCCAUUGGCAUUGAGAGGUUGGGCUGCUGCUGCGUGUGCCUUGUCAUUGUGCAUCGGACCAUUUGUGUGCUAUCUUAUCAACAACACAACGGUAUCAUUCGAUAGUCGUAUGGCAUACAGAGCUGUCUUCAUCCCACAAUGGAUAUUCUCUAUUUCUGCUCUUUGUGUGGCUCCAUUCCUUCCCGAAUCACCUUAUUACCAUCUCAAUAAAGAAGAGGACGAAAAGGCUAUGGGCUGUUUGAAAAGGCUAUACAAUCCAACUCAGGCUCAACAGCAGUUUGCUAUUAUGAAAGUUACUCAUGAAGAGUUGAAACAGAUAACUAAAGGAACUUCCUUUCGUGAUUGCUUUAACAAGAAGAAUAUUAAGAGAACUCGUCUGGUGCUAUUCACUAUGUGGAUGUCCCCAAUGUGCGGCCUUUACUUUGUUGCCUUUUAUGCAACUUAUUACUACCAACUCGCUGGAAUGACAACCCAUGGAUCCUACCAAUUGAGCUGCGGAGGUCAGGCAUUGUCAGUAAGUGGUGUUCUUGCAUCGUUUUUUAUUGUGGACAGGUUUGGUCGCAGAAAACUGAUGUUGUUUGGAAUGAUUUCUCUCACUACGAUAAAUUUUAUUCUUGCCGGAGCAGGAACAGAUACAGACAAUCCAACUUCAAUGAAGGUUGCUACCGGGUUCAUGGCCAUGUACAACUUCUUCUACAACAUAGGAAUGGGCCCCAUGGUAAAUAUCAUACCUUCCGAGAUUUCUUCUGUGGGAUUGAGAUCAAAAACUUUUGCGUUGGGUAUGAUUGUCAAUUAUAUGUUCUCGUGUAUGUGGACUCUCGUUUUGUCCUAUAUGUUCAACCCAGACCAGGCUAACAUGGGAUCCAAGAUUAGCUUCAUCUUUGGCGGUUUAAGUCUUGCUUCAGUGUUUGUCUUCUAUUUCUUUCAACCUGAAACCGCUGGCAGAUCUUUUGAAGAAAUCGAUGAGAUGUUCGCCAAGAAUAUUCCUCCACGACAAUGGUCCAGCUACAAGACAGAGAAGCAAAUUGAGAGUGAGAAAAGUUUCUUUGACCUCAAGGCCCAAACUUCUCACACUGAAUAUGUGGAAGAUGAGUGA